CAAGAACGCGAUAAGCGGACCCAUCGAAUACACGUAGAGCGCGGUGGUAUCGCGUCGUCGGUCGUUCCAUAAGGGAAAAGGCGUAUGUACCGGCCGAGGUACACACCGCGAACCACGAGUCCACACGAGUCGCGCGUCGACAUUUAGCAAGGCUCGUUCGCUCGCGCGAAUGUCCGCGUUUGCGCGAACCCCGACAAUAGAACGGUGAAAACGUGACGCGGAAUAAUAUACUUACGCGGAGCACUGACUGGUGGUGGCAUAGGAAAGUUCGCGCUGCUAAGCUUUUUGAUAAUUUUCGCGCGAAGCGUAGACCACUGGAUAGCCAGGGUGUCCGCGAGGCCUCACGUUCGCGGUUUGAGACUAAACAAGAACGAGGGACUAGAGAGGGAUCGCAAUAAGAGCCUCGCACGCGGCUCUCGUCACGUCCCGGACAAAUUAAUUCUCCCUAUACUGUUAUGGAGACUCUCGAGUCGAGUCGCGUGUGCCGUCUCUGCGGCAAGCAAUCCGGUAUCUCGAUAAAUAUAUUCGACAAGAACGAAAACCACGUGAAGAAAAUCAACGCCGUUCUCCCGAUCAUGGCAGGGCCGGUUUUAGCAAUAUUGGCGCCCCGGGCAAGAGUAUCGUGGUGCCCCUUCAGAGGCUUAAAAUUUUUAAGAAAAGAAGACAAGGUGCACGAGAUGGACCUUUUGCCGAAACACAUGUGCCAUCGUUGCAGCUACAAGUUGGAAGAGUUUCACAAGUUCUACGUGGAUUGCUUAAAGACGGACGCUGGCCUGAAGAGUCAAUUAUCCUGGAUGCGUAAGGAGAAUCCGAGGGAGAGGGUCGGUAUACCGAUGGUGCACAUAGAGAACAUCAAGCUCGAGCCGCCCGAUUACGGGGCGUACGACAUGAGCCCAAUGGUCGGUAACGCGAACUACAUAAAUUCGAUGAGCUCGGUAACUUUUCAGCCAAACAACAUCUCGUACGCCGCGUACGCGCAAUGCAGAUGCUGCUGUGAUAAAAUGGACCAAAGCAAUCAGACCGUAGCAAGCAAUUACAAGAAUGCCACGGUGUCGAGGUGCAGCAGGCUGAACAACAUUGAGGGUUGUUCUAACGGAUCGCAGCCUGUGAAAACGAAUCACUUGAUUAGUACAACGUUCCAGGAACGAUCGAAUUUAGCAAUGUUUGUUAACGAGAAGAGCAACAACGCGACACGGCAUAGAUUAACUUCUUCCGUUGAUAUAGACAAUGCUAAAAGUAACUUCACCGCGAAGAAAGAGGUGUCUCGAGACGCGAUCGUUCAUAAUUUAAGACCUAGAAGGGGCUCCGUGGACUACGUGGGAACUAAGAAGAAAAUGGCCCCUUUUUUCGCAUCGAACAGCGUGAAAUCAAAAACGCCGACGCUACAAUCGGAAUUCGAGACGGUUCAAAUUAAGGUGGAGAAGCCGAACGAUUUCGUCGGUCACGUUCUUCGACCAAGAAUCAAAACGGUCAAUUACUGUAAUCGAUCGUCGCAAAGGAAGUAUACCAAAUCCAAACAGGAGGAAAGUUUGCAAGGUAACGGAAACCAAUCGAGUAGGCAUAAGGUACAGAACAUCGUGAACAAGUUAAAACUACCUUCGAAGAGGGUAUCGAAUGUGGUAGAAGAUAGAGUUAUGUUUGCGAUAAAACAAGAACAACUCUCCGAUACAGAAGACGCAUUAUCCGUAAAGCUGCCAAAGAAUCACGCGACAAGGACCAGUGAUCUGUCCGACAAUGUAAACGCACUGCCCGAUAAUCUUGUAUUUAACGUUCAGAACGACAGAAAUUGUUUAUUGAGCUGCACGCAACAAAACGUCGAAAUCAGUGGCACCAAUAAAGUAGCCGUAAGGAACACCUUGAAGAGUAAAUUAAAAUCUGGGAAAUUCAGUUUGGAUCGGUUCGCCGCGAUAAGUUAUUCGCCUAAGUUAUUGAGAAGUCAGGACUUCUUCCUUAGAAACGGGAAAGUGAAGAAAUUCCAAAACACGGAAGUGUCGACGAAGAAACUAAGAAGAGGCCUGCGCAGCAUCACGGACACAGCGAAAACGACCAGAAGAAACCUUAUGGAAGCAAUCGGGAACAUAGUUAGCACGAAGAAGAUUUCUGCGUCGAUAAAGCUGAUCGAUAACAACGUGAAGCACUAUUGCGAGAGUUGUAAUAUAAGUUUCGUCAACAAAGAGUUAUUUAAACUGCACACGUGUUAUCAUUGAUCGUAACUGCUUUAGGAAACUGCGAACAAUGUGAUCGAAUAGAAAUGUAUUUUCGCUCGAUAUAAUGUUUUCCAAAAAUUAAGUGGUUUGCGUUACCCCGACGUUUAAGGUGUCGACGAAUUUUCGAAUAUCACGAACCAGCGAAGAAUAUGUACCUACACAACGUAUUUUGUACGAUAGAUAUCAUUACUAAUGUAACACCUUAUUAUUUUUAUGAACGAAGAUAUAUAUUUACAAAUGAUUGUCAAAUGUUGAUAGAAAUGGUUAUGACAAACGUUACGAUAUACGCUUUAAAGUUUAUGUAGAUAACAGAUUCACGAAUCGCCUUCAGAGUUUAAAGAAUUUAUUAUAUAUAUAGUAUAUGUAUAUUUUAUUAAAUAGGAGAUAUAUACACAACAUUGUGAUAUGCGGGUGAUCUACGUGCAAAGUAAUUCGUUAGUUUUGUCUUCUAUUCUAUACGCGGACUUUGCGCGACAAUGAAACCAAUUUUUGUCAUUGUCAUCGUCAUCGAACAAUUAAUUAGUGCACUUAGCUACGUAUCUAUAUCUUUCAUAUUUGUAACAGUAUCAUCGAUACAUAUCACUUCGAGUGAUUGUUACGAUCACCUGCAACUUGCUGAGAAUAAUGAAUUGAGGUCUACAAUAUUUAAAUUUAAUCAAAACGAUUAUCG
Molecule: messenger RNA, 2877 nt
Organism: Hylaeus volcanicus
Lineage: Eukaryota; Metazoa; Arthropoda; Insecta; Hymenoptera; Colletidae
Exons: 3
Coding region: 456-2207 (583 amino acids)
Cellular component (GO): nucleus
Molecular function (GO): zinc ion binding
Source: RefSeq, a predicted model, not a curated record